AGUCAACUGAAAGCCAUGUCUGGGCCUGCUUCUCUCCUUGAUGCUGCCCUGGAUCCUGUGGCCAGUCACGAUAAACACUGGAAGGAUCUGAAGAUAGACAGUACGUCUUCCUGUAACCUCAGUGAGAACGGUUACUCUGAGUACAGAUGGAGUGCAGAUAUGUCUACUAGAUCCACUCAGGGUGUAGAGGUGACAGAUGCUGAUGGUGAAAAUACUGUUAAGUGUGAUCAUUUAUUUUUAGAACACAAUGUAAAGCAGAAAGGAGCUGCAGCACCUGAGCAGCAGGAAGAACGCCCCACAAUGAUGACCCAUCUUGCUGAGAUGCCUUCUGCCUUUUCCCCACUCCUGGACAUGUCCUACGACAACCAUCUGUCUGAAUGGGUGAACUCUUCAGAGGACAUUUCACUGGACGUGCUUCGCAUAGUAAAACACAAACCGAGCGCAAUUGUUUUCUGCGAUUAUGAAGGUAGCUCUGACCCAAAUGUGACUGUUGUGAAUGAGAGCUCUGAUGGGAAGGAGUCCUCCUCCUCCUCCACUUCUAAAGGAGAAGAGCGUGAAGAUGAUGAUGCUGAUGUUGAUGAAUUUCCUAAGACUUUACAAUAUAAGGAAUUUCUGGUCAGUCGCCAUCGAAGGAGCUUGAAUAGAAAUAGGAAAUGUCUGAGGAAGAGACCAGAGGUCCCGUCUCAAGGCCCAGCAGCUGACUGGCAAAAGACCUCCAACAACAAGAGAAAACCAGAGUCUGCAGGUAGCAAAGAGGAAGAGGAUGCACGGCAGGCAUGUGACUCCAUGAUCUUGCUGAUGAAAAAAUUGAAUCACCUCAAUGAGGGACUGCAAAACGUCCAAAACCCUGAUUUCUGCCACACAUAUGCCAUUACAGUCAGGGGAGAGCAGCAGAGCACUGCGAGUGUUACGUCUGUGGUCGGGAUGACCGUCCGAGCAGGUCAGGAUCAAGGAGCCCACAAACUUCUAGACAAACCUGAGUCGCUGACCAGACGUCGCUCAAGACCUUUGACCCGCAGCAGACCUCUGACUCGCUCGUCCCUAACGUCCCCUACGCAUCUCCAUGCUCGUCAUGCCCAGGUUGCUGCAAAGAUGACAAGCGGAUCAGCAGAGAUUGAGGCAAAGGAAGCUUGUGAUUGGCUUCGAGCAGCGGGGUUUCCGCAAUACGCCCAGCUCUAUGAAGAUUCCCAGUUUCCAAUCAAUAUUUCCGCAGUUAAAAGGGAUCAUGACUUUUUGGACCGGGAUCUAGUCGAACCUCUGUGUCGGCGCCUAAAUACUCUGAACAAGUGUGCAUCUAUGAAACUUGAUGUUAGCCACCCCAAAAAGAAGAGUGAUGAUUCUGAUGAAGAUGAUCCAUUGGCUAUCAGUAAAAGGUGGACAUUUGAGUGGAGCAGCCGACGCUGGUCUCGCCUUCAGGACUUUCUUUUGGACAGCACAAAUGAGAACAGCCCAACAGGUCAAGGAGAGGGUCUUCGCUGUACAGUGAGCAGUGAGAGCGUACUGACGGACCUGAGUGAGCAGGAGAUCACUGAGAUCUCCUCACUCCACAGUGAAGACUCUGCCUCUGCCAUGCCUGACUCUAUAUCUAUGGCGUCCCUGUCUGCUUCCUAUCAACCGCCGAGGGAACUUCCACACUACAACUCCCUGCCGAUCAAAAGCAGCCACCAUGGACAAGGAGGGAGGAGUAAAGCUAAAGAGUUUCUGCGUAAAAUGGAGUUGAUGCGCACCUGGGGCCCAUCGACGAGGAGGAAAAGCUCCAACCGGAGGCCGCCGCUGGUCAUCAGUGAGCCCGUGUUACAGGGGGAGGAGCCUCAGGCGCUUCAGAUGCUUCAGUGUACUCCCAUCAGCCAAUUAGAACACAGCCCAAAACAUAACCACCAAACUGAUGUAGACGAUCCCCCUGUUUCUGUUAGUAAAACAUUUAAAGAUGAGAUCACACUGAAUGUGAGUCCCAGCAAUGACACUGUUGCCCUUAGUGCUCAGGAGCCUGCAUGUACAAAACCGCGCACCGCCAACAAGAGAAGCAGCGUGUACCUAGAGGAUAUGGAGUUGCCUUCUCAGGGUAAGAGGACUGAAGGUCAGAGCCAGUUUGGCCGAAACCAAUUUCACUCAUAUGAAAACCUCGUCAUUCACAUCCCCAAAGACCACAAGCCAGGAACUUUUCCCAAAGCCCUGUCCAUUGAAAGUUUGGCACCUUCCCACAGUGACAGGAACAAUAACCCCCAGGCACACCAAACUUCUCCAAUUGAAAAUGGCCUGGGUGAACCCUUAACUAAACCUGCCUGCUCUGGAGCUCCAAGGGGCAGCAGGGUAAGUGUUUAUGACAAUGUGCCAGGCUCCCACCUUUAUGCCAGCACGGGGGACCUUCUAGACUUUGAGAAGGAGGACAACCUGUUUCCACACCUAGACGACAUAAUCCAGCACGUCAGUGGCCUGCAGCAGAUAGUGGACCACUGGAGCCGUAGUGUGCUGCCUGAGGGGGAUGCAGGCGAGGGGGAGGAAGAAGGGGAGGGCAGGACCACCCCCAGCGAAGGCGAGAGAGAUGGGGUCUCUUUAAAUGACACCGAUUCAACGGGGACCAGUCGGGAAAGACGGGACUCUGGAGUUGGGGCCUCUCUCACAAGACCUCGUCUGCGAUGGCCCAGUUUCAGAACGUCUGAUCAUCUCAACCAGCCAGCGUCUUCACUGCAGAUCAGUAGCCAGUCAGCAGGCCAGCUGAGUCUGCUGCAGAAGUUUUCUCUGCUCCGCCUCACCGCCAUCAUGGAGAAAUACUCCAUGUCUAACAAACACGGCUGGACAUGGUCCGUACCUAAGUUUAUGAAGCGUACGAAGGUGCCAGACUACAAAGAGAAGAGUGUGUUUGGUGUUCCUCUGAUUGUUCAUGUCCAGCGCUGUGGGUUCCCACUUCCUCUAUGUUUACAACAGGCCCUCAGCCACCUCAGGACUUACUGUCUGGACCAGGUCGGAUUGUUCCGUAAGUCUGGUGUAAAGUCCCGGAUUCAGGCUUUGAGGCAGCAGUGCGAAUUGUCCCCUAACUGUGUGAACUACGAGGACCAGUCUGCUUAUGAUGUGGCUGACAUGGUCAAACAGUUCUUCAGGGACCUGCCCGAACCUCUGCUUACAAGCAAACUGGGUGAAACUUUCCUGCAUAUUUACCAGUAUGUUCCUAAAGAACAGCGGUUGCAGGCUGUCAGGGCAGCCAUAUUGCUGAUGCCCGAUGAGAACAGGGAGGUUCUGCAGACGUUGCUCUACUUCCUGCGGGACGUCACCUCCUUGGUAGAGGAGAACCAGAUGACACCGAUGAACUUGGCUGUUUGUCUGGGGCCGUCACUGUUCCACCUCAGCAUACUGAAGAAUGAGAUGUUGUCACCAAGGUCGAUCCAGAGGAAGUACGCUACAGGCCGUCCUGAUCAGAAAGACCUGAGUGAGAACCUCGCUGCCACGCAGGGACUGGCACACAUGAUAACAGAGUGCCAACAUCUCUUUCAGAUUCCGGAGGAAAUGGUGACACAGUCUCGCAACUCCUACAUGGAGGCUGCGCUGAUGGUGCCCCCGCUGGAGGAGCUUUGCAAGGUACCGGAGGAGGAAGACGGGAAUGAGGAAGUGGAGGAAGAGGAUGAGGAAGCAUCCUAUAAUGCACAUAUAGAAGGGCUGAUCCAGAACCUGCUGAAAGAGGCCAAGGAUAAGAGCAAAGGCUGGGUCUCCCGCUUGUCGUCUGACAACACGGAGCUGGCAUUUAAAAAGGUUGGAGAUGGGAACCCCCUGAGGCGGUGGCGGGUUUGUCUGGAGGUGUCGGCAGCUCCCACCGAGGUGCUGCAGCGGGUCCUGAAAGAGCGUUCACUGUGGCAGACAGAGCUCCAGCAGGAGAAGGUUCUGGAGACGCUAGACAAACAGACAGAUGUGUACCAUUACUCCUGCUGCAGUAUGGCACCUCAACCCAGCUGUGACUAUGUGGUACUGAGAUCGUGGCGUACAGACCUUUGUAAAGAAUCCUGCGCCCUGGUGUGUGCGUCCGUUGAACAUGACGACAGCCCACGGACUGGAGCUGUGAGGGGGGUCGUCUUGGAGUCUCAAUACCUCCUCGAGCCCUGUGGGACGGGGAAGACUAGGCUUACACACCUCUCCAGAAUUGAUCUCAGGGGAAGAUCUCCAGAAUGGUACAACAAGGCAUUUGGUCAUUUGUGUGUUAAUGAAGCCCAGAGGAUUCGCUCCUCGUUCCUCCCAGCAGAUCAAAGUCCUGAGGCGACGACCUGAGCUCCAGACAUAAUGCUUUAUCUUGAAAAUUUGUUUAAUCAUUCAGGCGAUCUUUUCUUGGUGCUGAGCUACAGUUCUGGUCAGACAUGCAGUCACAGUAAUCUUGGCCUUUUAAAGAUGCAUGUUAUCCAUUUAAUAUAGUUUUUCAGAAAAUAUUGAUUAUAAAAGAAACACCUUCAAUGAUUUAAAAAAAAAAGACUUUGGAAAUAAACACAAAGUCAAAAUUCUACUAUACUAUACUCCCACUAAUAUUUUGAUACAUUUUCUAUGGCUAGAUGCAGAAAGCCACACACUUUUUGAACCAUCAACAAAGUCCUGACAAAACUAUGGCAAGAAAAAAGACCACUCCUCUGAGCACAAUUGGUAAAAUUGCUUUUAAGCAAAGCCCAUGAGGUCAGGGCUUUCCAGAGGCUUAAAGUUAGCCUACUUUAUCCAUCCUAAAAUCAGUCUGGAUGUGUGUUUACGAUCAUUGUUCAGUUGGAGCACCCAUAUAGGACCAUGUUUGAACUCUCUAGAUGCUGAAUUGAGGGGAACAUUUAGAGUACUUGUUUAUUAUUUCAUUCACUUUGUGCAAUACCAAUUAUCAUUAUGCUGAACAGUUAGUCCAGUGUUCUUAGGUUUAAAGCCUCACCUUAACUCCUCAGAGCAAUCUUCUUUUCACUGUGGCCAAAUAGCUCAAUUGAUCAUCUGAGCAUAAAACAUGUUUUGCAUAUCAGUUCUUUUGAUCAGCAUCCUCUCAGUCCAUGUUGAUGUGGGACAGCUUCCAGUUUAGAACAAGUUUGAACCUCGAUGGUUCCUUGAUUAUUUUUCAACGUUCAAAUCGAUUUGGUUCAGAUGGUUCAAAGUUGGACUUUAGCAGGUUUUCCAAAAGAUAAACAAUGCUAACAUACAUCAAAACUGGUUUUUGACAUUAAGCUUCUGGUUGAAAUUGUACACUAUGUUGAAAAGCCGGGCCCAUGCCAGGAAAUAAAUCGCUUUAAAAAACCUUUGACGGUUUUGUCAAGAAAUGUGGUCAACUCUCCAGCCAGAACUAUGGCAGAUGCUUGGUGAUAACUAUAAAAAGUGUGUGGUUCCUCUGCAACUUUCCCAAUUUAUUCAAAUAUUAGUGGGGGUCUCUGUAUAUGUAUAUUUCAGCCUGUAUAUAUAAUUCUGACCCUGUGUGGAUUACAGAUAAUCUACAAUAAAUUCUGACCAGGACUGUAUAUUAUAUUGAGUUGGAAGUGUAUUUAUUGUCUUUUUCUUCAACAUUAUACUUUAAUUUAUAUUAUAAAUUAUGAGUUUUUUUAUUCAUUUUAAGUCACAGUUUCAAGAUUAUUUCUACUUUUGAAUGUGAAACUAGACAUUUAAUCAUUAGUAAAGUAAUUAACUUUGCAAGUACUUAUAGCCAUGUACAUUAUUCAAAGGAUAAUGUUUUGUAGAUACAAAGUAAAUUCCUUAUUUAUUGCUUUGGUUUGUUCUUCCAAGUCCUCAGCAUUUAUUUUAGUAUCCUCAACAAACAAAACAAUGAGAGAUAAUGAGAUAUCACUCUAAUCCACAUUGUUAGAGAGUACGUAUCGAAGAUUUACAUAUCAUAAGAACUUAUUUUCAAAUCAACCAUUGAUUGAAUCUCUUAUAUUAAUAAAAUAACUAUUGUUAUUCAUUAUUUUAAGAUUCGUGAAAACAUCACGAGAUCUACUUAUUCUUCCAAUCAUAGAUUUAUUGUUAAAUGUAGCCACAAAAGCAGGUCUUGCUCAUCCAUAUUUUGACUAUUAUACUAGUGAACUCUAUACAAACAAUACUGAAUAUGAUGUAUCUUCAGCUUAAACCUGAUAAAUUACCAAACUAUUGCUCCAUUUGCACUUAUCAAAAAAAGUAAUAAAAAAGAGUAAUUACACAAAAACAUGAGAACUCAUGAAAAAAAGAGCAACAAAAUACGGAUACAGGUCAGCACCGUGUUGUGAAAAGUCCACUUGUGUCAUGUAGAAGGACCACACAAGGAAUCUCAACCACAUUGUAGGGGACACAAUCACCAUGUCCAUAAAAGUGCUUUAAAUAUUGUGUGUACAAUUUCACAGAUGAUUUCCUUUUUCAGUCCCCACUUUCAGUGUUAAUCUUAUCCAAAGGUGUCAUUUUAUCUCUGCAUAUGGUAUUAUAGUUGUUCUUUUUUUCUCUUUCCUGUUAUACAAUGUCUAAGACAUGGGACCAUUUCACUGCUUCUGGGAAGCACGUUUGAAACUUAGCGUGUGUGCAUGGUUGUGCCUAUGUAUCUGCAUUUCAAACACACUUACAGCUGUACUGUAAACUCUCUGCAGCGCUCUAUGUGCCAUCACAGCUCUUCAGGGUCUUCCUAUCAUAUUGAUAAGCUGAAAUGUGAAAUUUCCACACUCCAUCCGUAGAGAAGCAAAAGCAAACGAAAGCCUGCUCUGCCGUGGUACUGCCCUGGCUUUUAUGCUUGUUUUCGCUGUAGGCAGCAUUGCCAUGGUGUUGCUAUAACAUUAUCUCCACAGUGCCGCCAUAAACCUCGCGCGGAUGCCUUUUGCUGGAUGACAGUGGCGCGUGUGCAUGGGUGCGUAAAUAGGGAUUGAGUGUCUCUGACUUGAGACCUCCACUGUUUGUGGAGAGGCUCCAAACUUAGCCUAGAGCAGGAGGAUUUAUGCUUGAUAUUUUUGACAGUGACUGAAAAAAGUAUUGUUUCUAAAAAGGAGAAUAAAAAUCUAAAAGUACA
Molecule: messenger RNA, 6958 nt
Organism: Girardinichthys multiradiatus
Lineage: Eukaryota; Metazoa; Chordata; Actinopteri; Cyprinodontiformes; Goodeidae
Product: stAR-related lipid transfer protein 13-like
Exons: 17
Coding region: 16-4254 (1412 amino acids)
Biological process (GO): actin cytoskeleton organization; regulation of Rho protein signal transduction; signal transduction
Molecular function (GO): GTPase activator activity; lipid binding; protein binding
Source: RefSeq, a predicted model, not a curated record